This is a messenger RNA of Petromyzon marinus (sea lamprey), 811 nucleotides long. The record is from RefSeq and is a predicted model, not a curated record. NCBI's taxonomy places the organism in Eukaryota, Metazoa, Chordata, Hyperoartia, Petromyzontiformes, Petromyzontidae.
CGUGGGCCACUGGGUCGACCUUUGCCCCCUACGUGUGCUGUGUGACUCCCGGCCGUCUUUGUAUCUCCCCUCGUGGUGGGGCCUCAGGGCAUGGCGCUCCGUCUGCUGGCCAGAGCGGUCUGCAGGGUGGUGGUGAGCGGCUGCGAGGAAGCUGUGACGCUCCACUCGCCGCGUCUCCAUCGCUGCUACACGAGAGGUCGCCAAGGUCACGUGACCAGCCCAGCAGCAGUGACGUGGCCACAGCGCUGGCUCGUCCUGGACCCGGUGCUGGAGGAGGCCCUGGUACCGAGACGUCUAGCACUGUCCCCUCUGGAGAGCUGGGUUAGCGCCCAGCAUCAGCAGCAGCAGCAUCAGCAGCAGCAUCAGCAGCAGUGUCAUCAGCAUCAUCAUCAGCGUCAUCAUCAUCAUCAGGAGAUGAUUCUCCCAUCAUCGUCACCGUCGGGUGUUGCAAUGGACGAGAACCCCGGAGUGGAACCCGUGGUGGUUCCCGCUCAGGUCCCCGGGGCGAUCCCCCUGAAGGCCCAGUCGGUCCUCAAGAUCCGUCGCCGCAAGAUGAACCACCACAAGUACCGGAAGCUCACCCAGCGCAUGAGGUUCCAUCGGCGUGGAAUCGUCAGGCGUAGAGCGAUACGGAAGCAGAGGAAGUUCGAGAAGGAUCUAGAGAAGGUUUGGACGAGCGCAGGCUUGGAGGAGUCGCCCCAAGGGUGGAAAAUGCCGAAGAUCUACCACUUCUCUGGCUCACGCAAACCCCUACACAAGAAGUAGUGUGGGCGAGCGAGCGGGUGGGUGAGCGGGUGGGUGAGCGGGUGGG